CACUCAGCAGACAUUUAAACACAUUUUACACACAAACCACUCAUUUGUGUAAACAUUUGUUUAAUUCAUGUUUUAAUUCAUUUGUAAUAUUGUUUUAUAUACAAUACAAACCAAUUGUAUUGAUAGUCAGCACCGGUUUGUUGUUGUGAUCGCCAGUUGUCUUCUAAUUGAUCCCAUUGUCUGCUCCCAUUGAACGCCAUGUCUUUGUUUAUGAACGAGCGGUCAGUCUUCGGCGAUCUCAACGCCACCAAUGAGUUGGAAAUGUUGGACAAUAUCUAUGACCGGACGAUAAUAACGGCCAAUUCGGCGAAUAUACUGAACAUAUUGUCCGAGUCUUCGGCACUGAAUCCCGAAGAAGAGGUGAUCCGGAAGAGAGGCCGCAAGAAGACGCCCAAAGUAUCGCAACUGCCGUUACGGCGAUCGCCGCGCAAAGCGCCGUCCAAUGGCGCGGAACGGAUGGCACUGUUGUCGCCCGUGAGGUCUUCGGCGCCGCAAUCGGACGGUUCGCACGACUAUUUCCUGCGGACGCCGUCGAAGAAGACGCCGUCCAAGAGCUCGACUCCGGGCCGAACGCCACGCAAAACGCCGUCCAAGUCAUCGGCGGCCACGCCGUCGACCCCACGGCGAGUGUCGCCCCGAAAACGGCUCCAAUUGGACAGCAAUGACAGCGGACUCGGACUGACGCCCAGUCCCAGCCUAUACAGGGGUCAAGAGUUGACGCCAGUGGUGGGCAACGGAUCCAAUCCCAAGAACUCCAAAAGCAAGUCAUCGACAAAGAGUGCAAACAGUUUGACCAGAAGAAGACGGCGACGAUAUUUUUGAUGACAAUGUUUUUCUUCGGAACCGCUUUUAUAUUUAUUUUCAAUUUUUAAGUCUCUUUUAUCAUAAUUUUUUUCGCUCAAGAAUUUUACUCCCAUUUUAUUCCUCCGAAACGAUUGAAUCCAUUAAUUAAUGUCAUUUCUUGCUCUCAAAGCCAUUGUUAUUUCAUACCAUUACUUGUCUUAUAUGGACAGCAGAUCUCGCAUUGAAUUUACAUGUUUUUAGUCUUUAAUUGUCGCUAAUUUUGACAAUUAUUUUAAUAUUUUACACAAAACCCGAAUAGAAAACAUACUUUUAAAGUGAAUUGCC
Medioppia subpectinata is the source of this 1128-nucleotide messenger RNA. The record is from the annotation of a GenBank genome assembly. NCBI's taxonomy places the organism in Eukaryota, Metazoa, Arthropoda, Arachnida, Sarcoptiformes, Oppiidae.